AUGGGUGGAGAAGACCAGGAUUCCACUGUCAUCCAUUCCUCCAUUGCUCUCCUUCAAGAGAGGUUCAGGCAGCUGCAGAGAGUGAAAGAAAUGAGAGAGGAAAGAGAGCUGAUGAGAAUGCUCGCCGAACCAAAUAAACAUCUCAAUCUCCAUCCUCCACCCAUGCCUUCUGAGCAGCCAUCGAAGUUAUUUUUCCACUCUGAGCUCAUCAUCCCACCAAGAUCACCUCCCCAAGCUUCUCUCUCUAUUUCGCCUCCAUCUCAGAGCAGACGUGCAGAUUACCCUGUCCGCGACACCCCACUCCUCGUGAAUUCAUGGCGCCACACAGAUGAUCAUAGAUCCUCUGUGAAUGAAUUCAACGACUCUGAUUCUGAUCACUCUAAAGUUGAUACUUCUCUUCAUCUGUAA
This is a messenger RNA of Corylus avellana, 408 nucleotides long. RefSeq lists its product as uncharacterized. NCBI's taxonomy places the organism in Eukaryota, Viridiplantae, Streptophyta, Magnoliopsida, Fagales, Betulaceae. The record is from RefSeq and is a predicted model, not a curated record.